AUGGAUUCUUUACUUAAUGAACAAGAUAAAAAUAAUUUAUUAAAAGGAAUUGGAAAUAAAAAAAUUGCGAGGUCAUUGCUAGAAAUUAUAAUGAACAAAUGUGAUAAUGCUUAUUUUAAAAUUACAAUAGAAGACAAAAGAGAAUUUUUUGGUUCUUUAAAAUAUGUGGAUAAAUAUUUUUUAUUUCUUACUGAUUGUGAGGAGCAUUAUAUAGGAAAUCAAAUAUAUGUAAGAAAAUGCGGUGAUAUUUUAAUUCCAUUAAAAAUAAUUAAAUUAAUAGAAAUAAAAAAAAGUUAUUUUGAUAAUUGUUAUGAAGAACUGAAAAAGAUAUAA
This is a messenger RNA of Plasmodium gallinaceum, 333 nucleotides long. RefSeq names its product conserved Plasmodium protein, unknown function. The transcript has 3 exons. Lineage: Eukaryota; Apicomplexa; Aconoidasida; Haemosporida; Plasmodiidae. The record is from RefSeq and is a predicted model, not a curated record. The coding region runs from base 1 to 333 and encodes 110 amino acids.